Lates calcarifer (barramundi perch) is the source of this 3913-nucleotide messenger RNA. RefSeq names its product semaphorin 7A (gene sema7a). Gene Ontology annotation, molecular function: chemorepellent activity; semaphorin receptor binding; integrin binding. Gene Ontology annotation, biological process: regulation of inflammatory response; positive regulation of ERK1 and ERK2 cascade; negative chemotaxis. The transcript is spliced from 14 exons. Bases 347 to 2314 code for a protein of 655 amino acids. Lineage: Eukaryota; Metazoa; Chordata; Actinopteri; Centropomidae. The record is from RefSeq and is a predicted model, not a curated record.
UAACAACACAGUCUGUCAUGGUUCGAAACGUACAUUUUAUUCAGUUUCAUGCGGCGAAGGAGAAGUAUUUUGACAUCAGUCACUGGGAAAUGGCUGCUUACGCCUGAACGAUCCCAAAAUUUCAAAGAAGCAACAAUCAGACGUCCUGCGGUAAACCCCAAUCGCCUCUGUAGAAGGACUUUAUAUGUUUUUGCAGAUGUUUUUACGAUACAUGAGUAUAGUUUUAAAUGUGUGUGGUGGGAGAGGGGGCAGGAUCGGAGGAGGAGUCGUGAUGUCGCACUAACUGCUUGAUAAAUUACGCUGCGGGUUCGUAAAGCACAGAAAUAACAAGCGACUACGGCGCAAAAUGGAGCGGUUUGUUUUAAUUUAUAUUUGGCUCGCUGGGUAUUUUCAGCUUGGUCGAGUCCUCAGCGUCAGUUUAAGAGACGCGCCGACUCUUGGAUCUAAAAAUACUCCCAGACUACUGAGCAAAGAUACAGUCAGAGGUGGAUUUGAAUAUCCAGUGUCCCAGAAUCACAGUGUUUUCUUCUUUAAUGAAGACUCUGAGGAGAUGUAUGUUGGAGGGACUGAUUUUGUUUUAAAACUGGACACGGGUGACUACCAUGUCAAAGAGAAAUUUCCUCUGGAAGUAACAGGGCAACGGAGGUGUCAAGGGGGACCCUGUAAAAAUAUCAUCACUGUCAUUGAGAAGUUUCAGGACAGCCUGUUUGUCUGUGGAACAAAUGGACACAGGCCUCAAUGCUGGAAACUUUUCCCAUCAGUGAACAAUCAGUCCAGUGAAAUAGUGGAGAGUUAUGAGGGGACGGGCAUUUCUCCGUUCGUGUACACCCAGAACUCCCUGUCACUGACAGUAGAAGGGGACCUGUAUGCAGCAGCGCCUUUGGAUACUGAUGGAAGUUCAUUGCAAUUCAGAAGAAAAGCUGGCCACAGGACUAAUGUUUGGAUGUAUGACAACUGGGUCUCAGAACCCACGUUCAUCUCUGCGUCCUGGGUGAGGCGAGUGGAGGACCCUGACAACGAGAAAAUUUAUGUCUUUUUUCGGGAGAAGAACUCAGACCACAGCCCAGAGGCUGACCCCUGGAUAUCUAGGGUUGCCAGAGUUUGCAAGGUAGAUGAAGGCGGAUCGAAACGAUUCUUCCAGAACAUGUGGACAUCUUUUCUCAAGGCCCGGCUUGUCUGUGGGUUUCCAGAGGAAUCGCUGUAUUUCAACCGCCUCCAGGACAUUUAUGUGAUGCACGCUGAGGACUGGCACAACACCAGAGUCUAUGCCCUUUUCACAAGCAGCUGGAACUCUACAGCAGUUUGCAUCUAUACUAUAGAAAUGAUUGAAGAGAUAUUUGAGCACUCAACUUUCAAAGGCUACAACAAAGACAUUCCCCACCCGAGGCCUGGAACGUGUGUACAAAACAGCAAGAGCCUGCCACUGGCCACAGUCAAUGUGGUGAAGGAUCACCCGGAAAUGGUUGACUGGGUUCACUCCGUGCACUACACAGCUCCAUUUUAUGUAAGCAGCAACGACUACACCAAGAUAGCUGUGGACAGAGUUCAAUCUGCGGACCAGCACAUUUAUAACAUCCUGCUUCUAGCCACAGAUUCUGGCAAGAUCCAUAAAAUCUUAGAGGCUGGGUCUGAACCUUUCAUCAUCUCAGAAACACAACUCUCCAGCAGUUCAACCAUACAAUCAAUGAAGCUUGACUCCAAAAAGAAAAAGUUAGUCGUGGGUUUUUCAGAGAAAAUCUCCACUGUGGAUCUCCAGAGGUGUCAGGAGUACAACAGCUCCUGCGCAGAUUGUGUUCUGGCCCGGGACCCAUACUGUGCGUGGACUAAAUUUGGAUGUACCCCGACUGUCCCUGGAGGCAUUCAGAAUAUCAUGGAUGGGGAAAUAAAUGUGUGCUCAGUAGAAGAACAAGACCAAGUACACCGGGCCAAACGGGACAUAGUUUCAACAGCACCAGCAGAUUUGUGGACAGAUCAUUCAGUGCCCCUGGGUGUCCCUUUCUACCUGUCAUGUCCUAUAGACUCUUACCACGCUAUCUACACCUGGGAGCACAGUGGCCAGAGCAGCCCUUGUCUGCAGAUGCAGUCUAACUGUCUGCACCUCAUCCCUGCCAUAGCACAAGAGAACUACGGUGUCUACGAGUGUGUUUCCAAAGAGAAAGACUACACAAAAGUGGUGAAAACAUAUCAGCUUUCAGAGCAAAGGAUCCCACGCAUAUAUAAGAAAAUUAUCCCUGGUGAAAGAAAUUAUGCAUCAGCUGAUGUGUCGCAGACGGCAUUGAUUGUACUUGGGCUGGCUGUAGCAGCAUUGCUGUGAUUGCUAUUUAAACUUCACUCUACUUUUUGAAAGGUCUUUCUGAUGCUCAAAACCUCAUGUUUGAAAAUGUUGCGACAGCAUUCUCAGGCCCUUUUUCUCUGCCUUUGCUAAUCAGACCAGGAUGCAGCCAUAACUUAAGAAAAUCCACUAUAGCACCAACAAAGCUCAACAGUUCAAACUGGAACUCCCGCAGUAACCUCAAAAAUAGAUAGGGUGGGCACAUAAUAGAUGCAUUUGGCAAAAAAGUUCAGCCAAGUCCACAGGAAGAUGCUGUAGCCAAGCUUACUGGCUACAGCAGAGAUGCCGGAACAGGAAAAGGUUGGUGUGUGAUGAAAGGCAAAAGCAGCACAGUCGGUUAGCAGCAGGACGCAGCUCAAAUGAUCGGAGGAGAAAUCCAAUGGUGCAGUGCCUAAUGGUGUUUGUUUUGAUCUUGAAUGGAGCACUGCUGUGUUUCUUUGAGUGAGCACUUGUCUUUCUUUUAAGACAAGGGAAAGAUGAAAGGUGUAAGUAAUUUGAAGGAAUACCUUUAAAUGAGGUUCAGUCUGUAUAUGGCUCAAACCAACCAACCAAGGACAAAGCUUUGAGUCAGACAGCCACAGACAUAAUAUAGUCAGGAGUCAGGAAAAAGUAAUGUUCCUGUGUGUAUUUAAUUUGUGUUUAGAGAAGGGUGGAGGCACUGAAUGUCCCUGUUUUGUUCAAAGCCUCCCACUGGUCAGUGGAAGGGAGCUGUUUGAAAAAUGUGCAGUGAAAUGCGUCUUGCUACAGAGCAGACAAUGUCUAACUUCUAGAAUAAAAAGGCACCUUGUUUAAUUUGCACAUCGGUUUUGGCCAAAAAUGUAAAUUUCUUUAAAUUUGAUAUUUACACACAGAAACUAUGAUCAAAAUAAGCAAACAAUAGAUAUAAUGUCGUCAUACUGCACUCAACAUUGAAUAGAUUUUAGAUGGUUUUAGAAGAUAAUAGAUAUAACUGUAUCUGCACAAUGUGCAAACAUCUGUUGCUUAAGUUCUGAAUAAGCUGCUUUUCUAGAUUGUUAUUUAUGUGAAAGCGAGACUAUGUACUUUUGGUGAAGAGUAGCCACUGUUGCCACAACUGACAAUUGUGAGGGAAUGCUGAAUGCUAGCAAAAAUAGAGACAUUAGCUUUGUAAUAAUAAUAGAGCAAUAUCUUGGUUAAAAUUUGCUCAUAUUAGCUAACAUUUAGCAACCAAAAGCUACAAGUCGCAUCAGACCAAGUAAGGCUGUAGCACCAAUACACCUGGGAGCAGUGGUGCAUUUUAUUGUGCACCAAUUCACCUAUUUGCUGUGAAUUUGAUGAAUGUGUUUUUUUCUUCUUCCGAAAGGUGUAUAUUCUCGCUUUAAGCAAGAUAUGUUAAAAACUACUAAACUUAAAAUAUUUAUUCUGUAAACAAUAUUUUGGUACGACCUUAACACUUGUUUUUAUUGUUAAAUCUUGUUGUAUAUUUGAGAUUUUUAUAUGCAAAAACUAUGUGUCCUUAUAAUUUCAAAAAAUGUUUAUUUUUGCAUAAUGAUUGAUUGAGAAUAUAUAUAUAUAUGUAUAUUAUUAUUAUUACUGAUGUCCUAAUUAUUAAAAUAACAUUUA